Molecule: messenger RNA, 438 nt
Organism: Pelagomonas calceolata
Lineage: Eukaryota; Pelagophyceae; Pelagomonadales; Pelagomonadaceae
Source: the annotation of a GenBank genome assembly
AUGCUGGAAAGAGUGAAACGCGGCACGUGCGGCGUUUGGACGUCGGUUGUUGCCGAAAGACGCCGCUACAGUGAGGAGAUCAAGCUCCGGUGAAACUCCGAUUGGAGCGGUGCCGCAUAAAAAAAAAUAGAGAGGGCUACCACAAGCCCAGCAUGUCCAGGUUGAUUUAUGCACAGGUUUCUCGUCGAGUUGUCGGACGGCGAGUACGCGCUGGAGCGCGCGCCGGAUGCAGUCGGCGGCUACUGUAUCCUGAGCUACACGCCGGGCCCGCCGGGCUACGUCAGCAUCGUCGUCGUCAAGCGGGCCGGCUCGGAUAACCAGGCCGGCCGCGGCUGCUGCGUCCAAUCGGCGGACGAGGCGCUCCUGCCGUCGAAGCCGUCCUCGGAGACGCUCCUUGAGUUCUCGGAGGCGUCGUCUUCUCCGGCGGCGGCGGCGUGA